AUGUUUAGAUUUAUCAAAGAAUGGGACAAACUAGCUAUGUGGAAGCAACUUGGGUUCCCACUUAACGAAGCCACUGCAGUUAAAAUUGAUAGCAUUACAUCGUUUUUGGUAACACCGCCGUCGUUGAUGAAUACAUGUAUCGAGAAUAUUCGACAUUACUUGCAUGCACAACCUGAAUUGUCCAAUCAGGAAAAGCACACCGCCGCAUUCAUUGUCAAUUGUUUACAAGAAAGUGGUGCAAAGCGCAUCAUUACUGGAUUGGGUGGGUAUGGAGUUGCUGGAGUAUUCAGUGGACUUGAAACGGGAACAAGAGUAAUGCUACGUGCCGAACUCGAUGCUUUACCGAUUAGUGAAAGAGGAGAAGAACGAGAAUGGUGUUCGCAAAAUGAGCAUGUCGCUCAUAGUUGUGGUCAUGAUGGGCACAUGGCCAUAUUGCUUGGUAUUGCUAAACGACUUGCCUGCACGCCUCCUACUCGUGGCGAAGUGGUGUUACUCUUUCAGCCUGCUGAAGAGAUUGGAACUGGUGCGAGCGCUGUGAUUAACAGUGAAAAGUUCGAUACGUCACUGUAUCCUGAUGUUGCUUAUGCUCUACACAAUCAACCUGGGCGUCCCUUCGGCGAGAUAUCAAUAAGAGAAGGAGCAUUCGCUUGUGCCUCACGAGGUAUGAUUGUAAGACUCUACGGUCGCUGCUCUCAUGCUGCUCAUCCAGAACAAGGAUUGAGUCCAGUACGUACGAUGCGUCACUUGUUGGAAGAGUUAGAACAAUUGCCACAGCGCUUGUUUCCAUCCGAAGAUCUUCGAUUAGUGACAGUAGUUCAUGCACAAUUAGGUGAAGUGAGAUUUGGUACAACACCAGGUGAAGCAGUAAUAAUGGUCACAUUGCGAACAGCCACCGAUGCUUUGAUGCAACCACUUGUAGAGGCUGCACGUGAAUCAAUUGAACGAAUGACUCUAGAAACAGGACUAACCUAUGAUAUUGAGUUUCAAGAUGUCUUUACCGCAGUAUUUAACGAUGAACAGGCCACAAAAGAUGUCAUUCAUUGUGCACAGAAAUGUGGGAAAAUGUUAUCAGUAUUGCAGGCGCCGAAUCGUUGGUCAGAAGAUUUUGGUGUUUAUUCUGCUGUAUGCCGUUGUGCUAUGUUUCUUUUAGGUGCGGGUGAAGCGACGUCUGUUCUGCAUGAUUCAGCUUACGACUUUCCCGACGCACUUAUUGAACAUGGAGUGGAAAUGUUCUGGGCAUUGUUGAACGAACAACGGUUGUUCGACAACUGA
Adineta steineri is the source of this 1272-nucleotide messenger RNA. Lineage: Eukaryota; Metazoa; Rotifera; Eurotatoria; Adinetida; Adinetidae. The record is from the annotation of a GenBank genome assembly.